This is a messenger RNA of Hyaloperonospora brassicae, 300 nucleotides long. The record is from the annotation of a GenBank genome assembly. Lineage: Eukaryota; Oomycota; Peronosporomycetes; Peronosporales; Peronosporaceae.
AUGACUCCCUCGCACGAUGCCAAGGUCACCAUUGACAAGUUCAACGGUGACAACUACGCGACAUGGAGCCGCUACAUGCGUGGCGUGUUCCUGACGAAGUCGACGUGGCAUGUCGUGAACCGGGAGACGUCGUCGACGUUUGCAGACCCACGCGCCAUGGACGACUACGCCAAGGCAAGCAACGUGGCGUUCGGUCUUAUGCUUCUGCAUAUGGACGCGGACUACCACCACGUGGUUGAUGACUGCGAAGAAGCCUGGGCCGCAUGGGUGCGCAUCAAGACGCUCUACGGAGGAUCGUAG